UCGAUCGAUCUUCAUCUUUAUUUUUGAAUUACCUGCAAAUUUGCUUAUAUCUAAUACGUGCGAACCCUGCCCAAUUUCAAUAUCGUUUCCUUUUUUUAUCUUUCAAGACGACGAAAUAUGUCGAUGCCUUUAUCAAGAUUUGUAGAUAUUUCCAUGAUGUCCAAAAACCCAUCUGUAUAUUCAACAUCUCAAACAUUUAAUCCAACUUCUAAUACAUCAUUCUUAAAGAACAUGGAUCUUUCAUCACACAGUUUUCAUGGUUCCACUAGCAGAAGCAUGCAGUACAAUAUGCCAGAACGAUGGAAGAACUUCGUCGUACCCAACAAUAUCACUCCUCCUGAACCCCCUCUCCCAUCUGGAUCACCUUCUGGUUCUUUGAGAAAUUGGGUUCUGGGAUUGGCUUUAACAUUUAUUUUACCUUUUUUCACCCAUAAAUGGGGGCCAUUCAUUCUACUAAAAGAUAAAGUCGAAAAAGUGAUGGAGACGACGGAGCAUGUAAUGGAAGCUAUUGAAGUUGUGGCUAAGAGGACUGAUGAGAUACUGGAUGAGAUUACGGGCGAUCUUCCUGAGGAUAACAAACUCAGAAAAACCUUGGAAGCCAUUGAUGAGAAGGUGGAAGGAGUAACCGAAACUGCUCAUCUCGCCAAUCAAAUCAUCGACAACGUGGAAGAAAUGAAAGAGAAAUUGGAGACGUUGAUUGUUGAUGAAGCCAAGGAGCAGGAGGCGGCUUCAAAAAGAGUUAGGCAAGCGCAGGAGGAGAAGCUUCCUACCCAAGAAACAAGUGGCUAGAAAAUUUAGUUAAAAAUAUUAAAUUUAGAGAUUAAGGGUGUUUUAGUUAAUAAUUUUGGUCAACUGUUUAUGGUUUGACCUUAUUUUUUUCAGAAAAAUCAUUUAGAAGUAGCUUAUGAACUUUAUCUCUUGGGAAUGCAAUUAGUGUACCCUCUUAAUUGGUGCGGUUGCUCUUAUACUUUUAUUCUUCUCGAUAUGGCCGUUAAUUCUCAUUAAUAAUGUAUGGAA
Cynara cardunculus var. scolymus (artichoke) is the source of this 1017-nucleotide messenger RNA. RefSeq lists its product as uncharacterized. The record is from RefSeq and is a predicted model, not a curated record. The transcript has 4 exons. NCBI's taxonomy places the organism in Eukaryota, Viridiplantae, Streptophyta, Magnoliopsida, Asterales, Asteraceae. The coding region runs from base 118 to 789 and encodes 223 amino acids.